Molecule: messenger RNA, 2666 nt
Organism: Orbicella faveolata
Lineage: Eukaryota; Metazoa; Cnidaria; Anthozoa; Scleractinia; Merulinidae
Product: sorting nexin-10B-like
Biological process (GO): intracellular protein transport; vesicle organization
Cellular component (GO): endosome
Molecular function (GO): phosphatidylinositol phosphate binding
Source: RefSeq, a predicted model, not a curated record
AUAUGAGAAUUAAUGCGUCGAACGCGUAAACCCUUUCAAAGAUCAUUCUUUUCCUCCGAAUUGUAUUACAUGUUGUAAUUGUCUUGGGACAGAAAUGCCUGCGAAGAAACAGAAGGAAGUAUCGUCAAAUGAGAAGACAACAGCUAACGUAGGGAAGAGAACUGCACAGAUAGUGAAAGUGGACGUGAAUAAUCCUAAACUUCAUAUUUGCUCAGGAAGCAAGUUUGUCGACUACGAGAUCACAAUUGAGACUACCAACAAGGCUUUCUUCAGAAAAUUUUCCAGCGUCAGGAGAAGAUAUUCGGAAUUUUGCUGGCUUAGAACAAAGUUAUCCAGUACAGAGAUCAAUGGAUUUGGAAGGGAGCAGAAUAUUCCAUGCCUACCUCCAAAGAGUUAUUUUAGCAGAUUUGAUAAAGAAGUGAUCGAUUCAAGACAGGAGGGAUUGCAGGAUUUCUUAAAUGAAAUUGUGAAAGUCAAUGACUUUCUUUCGUUUGCUGGUCUUCACUUAUUCCUACAAACUCAGCUUCCAAUACAAGAAAUCAAUGGCUUUCUUGAAGGAAAGUAUGGAGAGCAUGCCUCGGUGGAAGAGCUGAUAACCUCACAAGAACUGGGGGAUUCUAAUGAGGAAGACAAAUUAUGUCAUGUCUGUUUAAGUGAGGAUUGCACAUUGCUUAACUCUUGUAAUUGGGACAUUACAUCAGCAGAUAACAUUUCAACUCAUUCAGAGUCUUCUGAACUUGGUUCUGAAAAAUUUCUAUCUGAUAGCUACAGUAGUUCUUUGGGAUAUCUUUCAAGUUCUGCAGAAAACAGCAGUUUCAUGUACACCAUGUAUAGAUAACUGCAAAAGGAUAGUGUCUACAUGUAGGACCUAAUUAUCGAGGCUCUAUCAUUGCAUGUGACUUGAAAAAUGUUGUCCUGAAGUUUUCAAGUUUGUUAUUUAAAGCCCAUCACAGUCUGCCUUGGCAGUCUUUGUACCAUCUUUGUUUCCUUUUUGGCAUUUUAUACCUUCAUAUAGAAAACUGGUAAUGAUUAAAAGAGUAGCUUGCCUUCUUUAUUGGGCUAUUCUUACAUACCACUUAAUGUCUUUUGUGCAGCUUUCCUGAAACCAGCAAUUAGUCAGAUUAAUUUUCAUGAAACAUUAAUUUAUUAAGAACCUUGUAACACAUCAUAAGACAAUGUAAUGGACAAACACACUGUGUCACAAGUUGCUACAUUUGUUGCAGGAAGUGCAACCACUUGAGAAACUUGUCCUGCAAAAGUGGUACUCCAAUCAAAGGCCAGCAUCUGUGUGUGGAGUCCAUUGGAUGGUAGUGUGGCCAAUCAAAAGUCUCUUUGCAUCAGAAAUAGUAAUAACGCAAAGUAUUGUAACAUUUGAAUUUGGGUGAAAGUUGAAGAGAGAGUUCUUCACAAUAAUAUUGAUAUUCACCAAGAAAAAUUGCAGCAUAAAAUUAUUAUUAUUAUGUUAUCAUCAUGAUAACUUGUUCACAGUUGAUGUACAGAGAUACAUAUCUGGAAAAGGCUUUAUUUCUAUUUUUGAAUUACUGAACAGUAUUUUUCAUACAGUGUUAGACAUAAAAUUAUUAAUUUAUUAGAAAUAAGUUUUAUUUAUUGCUAGUACAGUGAAUAUAAAUACUUGAGUCAUUAUGUGGUUCUGUUUUUAGUUCAUAAAGUGCAACCAAUCAAAUGAAUGCUACUGAGCUGUACCCGGUACUUGCAUGGGAUAUUGUUGUAUGUGAGUGGAAUUUUAACAGCAUUUUUCACUCUUAAUUAUUUGGAGGGAAAGGGUUUUUCAUAAAAUGAAUCAUCUGUUAAUAUGUCUUAAAGGGACUAGGUCACAGUAUUUUUAGGGUAAUUAUAUUUAGUUUUAUCCACAAAAUCUCAGUCAUUUAAUCAAUCAUGGAAUGGGAUGUCUUCUGAGGCAUUCAUUGAAUGUCUGGAAGUGGUUACUUCUGAGCAUUAAUUCAGGGCUUAGAAAAAAACUUGAAUUCCUUCCAACUUGACCUUCGGACAAGUACCUCUCAAAUUUUGGUUGCCCAGCGGCAAGUCUUAGUUUACUAUUUUUAAUGUAGUUGUCACUGAGCCUUGCCCAGCUGGCAAGUGAGAAUAGAAAGUUACUUGCCUGGUAGAAAAAUCUACUUGUCCUGGUCAACUGGACGACACUUUUGUCAAGCCUUGAUGAUAGAUGACACUUUGAUACAUAAACUUUUGAAAAGAAGGGCUGCUGUUUUUCAAGCUCACUCUAAUGUAAUCUGUUUUAAUCUUCAAGUUUGCCAUUCCCAUGUCUGGCUUUCCUGUGUGUUUUUUUUUUAAAUUCUAAAGUUUUAAGGCAUACUGUGUUACUGUGACAUUUCACUUGACUUCAUGACAAUACAAUAAGAUUUAAUAGGAUCUUCAUACCUAAUUUACAAAAAUAUUGCAGUUAGAAAUUACAAUAACCAGUAGGUAAGAGCUGAAAUUGCCUAAAAUUAGGUGACCUAGCCCUUUUAAUUAAGUGAUUAAGCUUAGAAAGUAUCACUUUAUUACUUUAAAAGUAAAAUGUUGCUAUUAAUUUUUGUUUAUAUACUUUGUCAAGUGUUCAUCCACACAAAUACAUUCAACAUGCUGUUUCUUCUGUUAGCAUUUUCUUUUACCCUUAUUAUUGGGGCAAUAAAUAUCUUGUUUCUCAA